CUCUGUCAGUCUUGAGAGCAGUGGACAACGAAGUAGGUGCCAUGACCGAGCAUGGCCUUGCAGGAGCAAACGACGACAGCUGCCAACGAAAUGAUGUUUCUGUCUUUUGACAGCCAUCUACAUCUACACCCUGCUCUUCGCAUCACAACUGCAUUCGUACGUCAGUCUUCACAGCUUUCAGCUAUUGCCAUCACUAUACUUUUCCGACCGAACGACGCCCUUUCAGCGCAGAACAUAUCGACAUCAUGAGCUAUAUACUGUCCAACGACAACGGCGACGGUGUCAAUGGCAAUGGGAUCAACGGUAAUGGUGCGAGUGGCUCGUCUUCAGCAAGUCCUUCGGGCUUUCGACGAUACUCUGAUCCAGAAGAGCUCGCACAAGCGGUCGGAGGAACUGUACAGCAGCACAUGAGAGAGAACAGAAUGGACAUCGAAGGGGUACCGGGUCCCAGCAAUACGCCUCUCGAAAUAUCCGCGGCGGAAGAUGAUGUGCAAGAGUCAAGCGCCAGCUCGCCAGCCCUAGCACCCCUUCGCAGAAGUGUUCAGCGAGCACUAUCGCACAGUGAGUUGGGGCGACUACAGAAUGACAUCAAACAGAUCAGAGACCGCCAGGCGCAAGAUAUCGGGACAGUUUUGUCGAUUCUUCGUCGAAUCGACAAUACUGUUCGUCGCAUUGAGCAGAAGCAGGGGAGAAUGGGGGCCAUGCUGGCACCGUCUUUGAAUGCUCGAGUCAGAGCUGGCGCUUCGAGCGGACCACAGCCUCAGGCCGUUGUUGUGGAUGAGGACGAGAAUGUGGACAAGGCUCGGCAGGACAGCGCUGCGACAGAUGUAGCGAAUACCCAGGUGCCAGCUCAGCCCGUCGACAGCGGUUCAGACAGCGGCGUGCCCGUCAUUCCGAGACGCAGAACAGCAACGUUCAUCAUUGGUCCAGACCACAGUCAGGAAACCACCGAGGCCGACACGCCUGAAGUCCAAGCGGUCUUGCUUCCCGAUGGAAUGGUGCCAGUACCUAGCCACGCUUUAGACCAACAACAGCCGGAAGGAGAAGCACGCGAGGACUCUGACACCUUCCCUGCGCCGUCGGUCUCGUACGCAGAUCUCUCAUCGUCUGCAGCCCAAGCACCAGAAGCAUCGUCCUCUGAUACAGAGACUUCGCAUGUUGUGGAACCUUCGCCAUCCACGAGUACCAUCACCUCUCCUCGUCCAAAGGGCAAAGAGCGCGUCAACGAGCCUGGACCUUCUGGUACCAGCAACCGCACCGGUGACGACGACGAUCGCCAUCUCGUGCAUGAGCAGCCUACUCCUCGUGCCCAAGCUGCUUCUCAUCCUCCGGCACAGCCUGACUACGUCGAUCCAACAACAGGCAUCGACUCGGGAGUAUCGGAGGAGGCGUACAGAAGGCAUCUGGCGGACCAGGAAUCCAGCGAGGAUAACGAGGUCAUCGGCGAUGAUAAUGGAACUUUCAUCAUUGGCGACGAUAAUGGGAGUGAAAGUGAUGAGGCCAUUGGAACAUCCUUCGAUUGAGUGUUCACUCGAUAGAUGGGUGGCCUGGUUUGGAACAAUUGCCUUUCGCUGAAAUAAGACAACUUGCUAGGAACAGAUAAAUCUUGAUCAAACACUCGUGAGCG
Cercospora beticola is the source of this 1627-nucleotide messenger RNA. RefSeq lists its product as uncharacterized. NCBI's taxonomy places the organism in Eukaryota, Fungi, Ascomycota, Dothideomycetes, Mycosphaerellales, Mycosphaerellaceae. The record is from RefSeq and is a predicted model, not a curated record.